AUGCAUUUGCAUUGCGAGUGUUGGACACAACUAUUAUCACUACUACUCCUCACAAUAGUCACCGUAUUUGUGAUCUCAUGUCUUGUGCUGCGACUCCUAUCCACUCGCAUACCAGUCAUUCGUCGCGAAGAGUCUGAGCACUACUUCACGGACCCGAAGACCAAACAAAGACAUCGCUUCCCAUCGCUGCUAUCAUCGGACGAGCCUUCCGUCUACCUAUCGGUGAUCGUCCCGGCGUUCAAUGAGUCGCAACGGCUGCCGAAGAUGUUGGACGAGACCAUCGACUACUUGGAGACCAGAUGUCGCGCGAAGACCACACCAUUUGGUGACCAACUGUUCGCAUACGAGAUAAUAGUGGUCGACGACGGCAGCGACGACCGCACCACUCAUGUGGCGCACGACUACUCACUGAAGUACGGCUGCGAACGGAUCCGAUGCCUGACACUGGCCUACAAUCGGGGCAAAGGAGGCGCCGUCCAGUUGGGGGUGUUGUGCGCGAGGGGUCGGCUCGUGUUGUUCGCCGACGCGGACGGCGCCACCCGUUUCGCCGACUUCCAGAAGUUGGAGGACUUUGUGGCCAAACACCGGGACUCGACGCGAUCGGCGCUGGCGAUUGGCUCGCGAGCGCACCUCCAGUCCGAGGCCAUCGCCACCCGUUCCCUCUUCCGGACGGUUCUGAUGCACGGCUUCCACUUCGGCGUCUGGCUUCUGACCGUACGUACAGUACGUGACACUCAGUGUGGGUUCAAACUGUUCGAGCGGUCGAUGGCGAGGACACUGUUCCAGCACAUCCACUGCCAGAAGUGGGCCUUCGAUGUCGAGCUCCUACUCAUCGCCGAGAAGUUGGGCGUAAAUAUCGGAGAGAUCGCCGUCCGGUGGACAGAGAUUGAGGGCUCGAAAGUGGUGCCCGUCUGGAGUUGGCUGCAAAUGGGUAAAGACGUGGCGCUUAUAUCCCUGAAGUACGCCAUCGGCGCCCAUAUAUACCCCAAACAUUCCGACAAUAACUGA
Molecule: messenger RNA, 1008 nt
Organism: Oppiella nova
Lineage: Eukaryota; Metazoa; Arthropoda; Arachnida; Sarcoptiformes; Oppiidae
Source: the annotation of a GenBank genome assembly